Molecule: messenger RNA, 1553 nt
Organism: Girardinichthys multiradiatus
Lineage: Eukaryota; Metazoa; Chordata; Actinopteri; Cyprinodontiformes; Goodeidae
Product: caspase-8-like
Exons: 6
Coding region: 132-1295 (387 amino acids)
Biological process (GO): proteolysis; negative regulation of extrinsic apoptotic signaling pathway via death domain receptors
Molecular function (GO): cysteine-type endopeptidase activity
Source: RefSeq, a predicted model, not a curated record
GCUUCUUUAGGUAGCGGGAAAUAAUCAUUUCCUUGAAAGGGCGGGAUUUUGUUCUUAACAAUUAUGUUUUAAAAAGGAGAGUAUACUGCUUCAACGCACUCAGGACGAAGGAAGAGCAUUAAGCAUUAAGUAUGUCGGCCAAAGAGACCCUGAAGCGUAAUAAAACAAAAAUCCAGGAGGUUUUAUGUGGAGACUACAGAUUUAUCCUCAACAAAGUACAGGAGAAGGAGCUGAUAACUUCAAGGGAGUACAACAAUCUGAAGAACAUCAACAAAGAAGAUGUGGAGGGCCACGUGGUAGAGCUUGUAGACAAGAUGAUGAAUAAAGGUGAAGAAACCUGCCAACAUUUCCUGGAUCUGCUGCAAACGGAUGAAGUCACUGGAACCUAUCCUGACCUGAAGAACAUACAGCUCAGGGACAUCAGAGUUGUGACCGAGCCAGUCAGAGUUACCGCACCUUAUUGUGGUGACAUGGUGCCAGAGAGUAAAAGGCAGAAGAAGGAGGAGCUUUAUGAACUAAAAAGUCAGCCUGUUGGUCUCUGCCUGAUCAUAAACAACGAGAAAUUCAUUGGCAGGGAUCCGAGAAGGGGGACAAACAAAGAUGCCGAUAGCCUGGCGAAGGUGUUCAGCUGGCUGGGCUUCAGAGUGCUGAUGUGUAAAGACCAAACCAGGGACCAGAUGAAAGAGACACUGCAGUGCUUUGCUUCUCUUCCUGGUGACGUCCAGCCGCAGAACUUGAGCCUUCAGGAAUGGUCUGGCAGCUGUUUCACUGCUCCCCAGCAGAUCCUUGAGCAUGGUGAUGCAUUUGUCUGUUGCAUUCUGAGCCAUGGCUCACUGGGUGCAGUUUUGGGGAUUGACUCACAGCCUCUUGUCAUUAAAGAUAUUACAAGAUAUUUUAAGGCCACUAAAGAGUCACCCCUCACUGGCAAACCCAAAAUGUUCCUCAUCCAGGCCUGCCAAGGAACCAAAAUACAGCAAGGGGUGUUGCUGAAAGAUGUGGAGGAGGAUAGUUUAACCAGCAUUCCUGAGGAAGCAGAUGUUCUUGUUGCUUUGGCCACCGUUGAAGAUCAUGCAGCCUUAAGACACUGUAUAGAAGGAAGCUGGUUUGUCCAAUCUGUGUGUGAGCAGCUGAAAGAGCACUGUCCCAGGGGAGAAGACAUAACUUCCAUCCUGCUCCAUGUAAAUGACCAAGUUGGUCAGAAAGAGGGCUCCAUUUGUCUUGGUAAAAUAAAGCAGGCACCUGAAGUGAGGUUCACUCUGAGGAAGAAACUCGUGCUGUCGCCACAUUCCCCGUAGAGCACCACAACUCCUGCAAAAAGGGCUGGCCUUUAGGACGUUCUUUAUCUCUGGAAAACAUUUGCCAAAAAUAUUCCUUCUCGUUUUCCUUUUAUGCUGUACUUUCUGAAAUCUAAUUUUACAUUAAGUGGCACCAUUUUGUACUCGUACUCGUCGUCUUCCGCUUAUCCGGGACCGGGUCGCGGGGGCAGCAGACUCAACAGAGACGCCCAGAUGUCCCUCUCUCCAGACACCUAAUCCAGUUCCUCCAGGGGGAGC